AUGGCCGACCUCAAAGAUGUCGAGGCGCCCCAAAACGCUCACAGCGAGGAUAAGGACGCCGUUGCGUUUGAACUGGAUGAUGUGGCAGACCAAAAGCUCGAAAAUGGGAUGACCGAAGCCGCCAUGGACGCGGAACUACAACAGCUCGAAGAGCAGGUGCACAGCCUUCCUAAAUCUGGCUUCGAGAUGACCUUGUCCAAUCCUGCUACCUUCACCUAUGUCCUCGUCGCUUUUGCGUCCAUGGGAGGUAUGCUAUCUGGACUUGACCAGUCGCUUAUCAGUGGCGCAAACCUCUACCUUCCCGUUGAUCUGGGCUUGUCUUCAGCAGACAACAGUCUAGUCAAUGCAGGAAUGCCGCUCGGGGCCGUUGCCGGUGCUCUUCUACUUUCUCCGGCAAACGAGUACCUUGGUCGUCGUAUGGCUAUCAUUGUUUCCUGUAUUCUGUACACCAUCGGCGCCGCCCUGGAGGCUGGCGCCAUCAACUUUGGAAUGAUCUUCGCUGGUCGAUUCAUUCUUGGAGCGGGUGUCGGUUUGGAGGGUGGUACCGUCCCAGUUUAUGUCGCAGAGUGCGUUCCUCGCAGACUUCGUGGUAACCUAGUCUCUCUGUACCAACUAAAUAUUGCCCUGGGCGAAGUCCUCGGCUACGCCGUUGCCGCAAUGUUCGUCAGCGUUGAAGGCAACUGGCGUUACAUCCUCGGCUCUUCAUUGGUAUUCUCGACAAUUCUCUUCGUGGGUAUGCUCUUCUUGCCAGAGAGUCCUCGGUUCCUGAUGCACAAGGGACAUGAGAUCAAAGCGUACGCAGUAUGGAAGAAGAUCCGCGGGUUCAACGACUUCGAAGCAAAAGACGAGUUCCUCGGCAUGCGUCAAGCUGUCACAGCCGAGAGCCAAGAGCAAGCCCAGACGAAGAAGUACCCCUGGAUGGACUUCAUCACAGUGCCUCGUGCACGUCGUGCGAUGGUCUACGCCAAUAUCAUGAUCUUCCUCGGACAGUUCACCGGCGUCAAUGCCGUGAUGUACUACAUGUCAACGCUGAUGCGGGCGAUCGGCUUUGGCGACAAAGACGCCGUCUUCAUGUCUCUUGUCGGUGGCGGAUCGCUGCUGAUUGGUGCUGUUCCGGCUGUGCUGUACAUGGAGCGGUUUGGUCGUCGGUACUGGGCGAACGCGAUGCUUCCUGGCUUCUUCAUUGGUCUUGUGCUCGUUGGUGUUGGCUACACUAUCGAUGCUGUUAAAUACCCCGCUGCAGCGCAAGGUAUUUACCUCACUGGUAUUGUGCUGUACAUGGGUUUCUUUGGCUCAUAUGCUUGCUUGACGUGGGUCGUGCCUUCCGAAGUCUUCCCUACGUACUUGCGUUCGUAUGGAAUGACCACAGCCGACGCAAACUUGUUCCUGUGCUCGUUUAUCGUCACGUACAACUUUACCAGGAUGAUGGAUUCUAUGCAGCGGAUUGGUCUGACGCUUGGGUUCUACGGUGGUAUUGCCGUUCUCGGCUGGGUUUACCAGAUUAUAUUCAUGCCGGAGACUAAGAACAAAUCCCUCGAGGAGAUUGAUGAGCUAUUCUCCCUUCCUACUUCUAUUAUUGUUAAGCGGAACUUGAAGCAGACUGCACAGGUUCUCCGAGACUUGUCGCACUUCCGUCUCAAGAAGGUGUUUUCUCCUGAGCCAUACAAAUAG
Penicillium vulpinum is the source of this 1671-nucleotide messenger RNA. Its product is annotated as putative MFS sugar transporter. The coding region runs from base 1 to 1671 and encodes 556 amino acids. Gene Ontology annotation, cellular component: membrane. The record is from RefSeq and is a predicted model, not a curated record. Gene Ontology annotation, molecular function: myo-inositol:proton symporter activity. NCBI's taxonomy places the organism in Eukaryota, Fungi, Ascomycota, Eurotiomycetes, Eurotiales, Aspergillaceae. Gene Ontology annotation, biological process: transmembrane transport. The transcript has 2 exons.